Messenger RNA from Hordeum vulgare subsp. vulgare (domesticated barley), 655 nucleotides. RefSeq lists its product as uncharacterized. The record is from RefSeq and is a predicted model, not a curated record. The coding region runs from base 275 to 655 and encodes 126 amino acids. The transcript has a single exon. Lineage: Eukaryota; Viridiplantae; Streptophyta; Magnoliopsida; Poales; Poaceae.
UCUGUUUUUUUUAGCUUUCGUGAUCAUGCUGAACCUUGCACUUUGUUUCAACCUUUAUGAUUAAAUAAAAUGGCUGCAUGCAUUGUCAUGAUGCAGAUGCCGGGGGCUUUCCUCCUUUAAAAAAAAAUCUCUUACCAACACUUAUUAGUAAAUUGUACUAGCAGCGCAACACUAAGCGUGCACCACGUCCAUAUAUAGACAUCCAAGCCAGGCCACACUUCGGUUGAAGAAACCUGAACAUCUCUCGGCAAGACCAGUCUGCCAAAGAAGCGAGAUGGCCUGGCUGUCUUUCCUUCCCAUCUCCGUCCUGCUGCUAGCUAGCCUCGCCGCCGCCGUGGAUCCAGAGGAAGGAGGCAUCAGGUUCAGCGUGCGGUACCCAACCAAGGAGCAGUCGCGGUGGCUGGACCGCUGGGCGGAGAAGCACCAGGCUCAAGGGUCCGGCGAAGGCUUCAAGAUCCGGCCGGCCACCGACGAGGAGUCGGCGUUUCUGAACCGCAUGUCAGGCCGCCGUGCCGGUAUGGAGAAAACCGGCAGCCGAGCCGGCUACGACGGCCGCAUCGAGUUUAACAACGACCAUCCGUAUGCAUCCUCCUCAAAUACAUGUCCACGUACUAGUGAUUUUUUCCCCUCUACCUGCAUUGCUUGCUUGCUGUAG